Molecule: messenger RNA, 2164 nt
Organism: Effrenium voratum
Lineage: Eukaryota; Dinophyceae; Suessiales; Symbiodiniaceae
Source: the annotation of a GenBank genome assembly
UUGUGAGGCUGCCCUCCCCCCCGCGGGCCUCGUCGCCCAAAGAACGGCCCGGGCCAUGGCCGACAUGGCGGUGGCGGCCUCGCGGCUGACCUUCACGGCGCUGCCUGGGGCGAAGCCCAUCCUGGAUGGCCUGGACUUGGCGCUGCCAACUGGGGCGCGGUGUUUGGCGGUGGGCGACAACGGCGCGGGGAAGUCCACGCUGCUGCAGCUGGUGGCGGGGCAGAAGAUGGCGCCCAGCGGCCAGCUGCGGGUCGCGGGGGAGGACCCGUUCCGCGGCAGAAGCCACGCGGUGCUGGUGGCCGGCGGCUGGCGUGGAGGAGACCUGGAGGAGCGCAUGGCGCAGAUGAAGGUGGGAGAGCUGCUGGGCUUGGAGUGUGCUCCGGAGGACAGCCGGGCUGCCAAGCUCUUUGAGGUGCUGCAGCUGGGCCCUCUGCUGCCGCAGUUCGUGGGCGUUUUGUCGGAGGGCCAACGUCGGCGUGCGGAGCUCUUCAGGCGGCUCGGACACGAGCGGAAGGCGGUGGUGCUGCUGGACGAGGCUACAGCAGAGCUGGAUAUGCUGGUGCGCCAGGACCUUUUGGACUUUCUCGCGGCGGAUGGAUGCACCGUCAUCAACGUCACACAUGUAUUUGAGGGUUGUGCCGGCUGGGCUACCCACCUGCUGCAGCUGCAGGAGGGGCGUGCGUCAUUGCAGCCGCUGGGCCCGGACAUGGACGUCUUCCAGCUCGUCACCAGUGAGGUGAAGCUGCCGCCGCGGGGGCCGCCGCUGCCACGUGGCGGGGAGGGCAUGGCAGUGGUGGCGCAGCGGCUGAGCUUCGACUACGGCGCUGGCAGCGUCCUGUCGGUGGAGCAGCUGACGCUUGCGCCGGGGGCCCGGUGCCUGCUGGUGGGUCUCAACGGCUGCGGCAAAUCCACGCUGCUGGCGCUGCUCGCAGGCAGGCGCCUCUGCCGCUCCGAAGACGAGUUCCGGGUGCUGGGGCGCAGGCCCUUUGAGGACCGAGGCCUGGAAAAGGAGAUCUCGGUGCUGAGCUCCGAGUGGAAGCGCCAGGUCCAGCAGCUUCGCGCCCAGCUGACCUUCAAGGAGCUGGCGGAGUCCACGUUGGAAGACCUGGCGAAGGACUUUGACCGCGCAGUGUUGGCGCAGCGCCUGCUGCGUCUCAUUCAGAUGCUGAGGAUCCAGCCGGAGAAAAGCUUGGGCCUGCUUUCUGAUGGCGAGCUGCGCCGGGUGCAGCUGGCGGUGAAGCUGCUGAAGCCAGCUCGCUUGCUCUUGCUGGAUGAAGUGACUGCUGACCUGGAUGUGGCCAGUCGCUGUGCGCUACUGCAGUUCUUGAGAGAGGAGAGCGAGGACGGAUGUGCGGUGGUGUACUGCACUCACAUCAUGGAUGGGCUGCAAGGUUGGGCCACCCACCUGCUGCAUCUGCCGGGGCACUUGGUCUCCCUCGAGGGCGGCGCCCUGUCGCGCACGGUGCUGGAAUUGCUCCGCGCUGCGCGGUCCCAACCCGCCGUCGUCCGACCCGCCGAUGCGAAGCCGAGCUGCGACGAGAAGGGCGGGGCCGAGCUGCCUGCGGGCUGGCACCAGCGGCACAGCGCCCAAAGCGGAGCCUUCGGGAACUACGCGUGGCAGGUGGAGACGAGGCCAGAGGAGGAGUGGUCCUUCAAGUCUGUUGCGCCUGAGCCAUCCAACAAGCCUCCGGUGGCUGCUGCGCCGGACCCCCUGCCCUUCGCAUCUGCAGCUCCCAUGGGCAUGCCAAUGGGAGGUGUGUCAACGGCAGCAGCCGCAGCCAUGGGUUCCGGCUCCAACUUGGUCGGGGCGGGCUAUCCCGAGAGCGCGCCGGCGCCCCGGGCGGCGCCGCAGGCGGCGCCGGCCGACGAUUUCUUCGGGGGCCCGCGGAUGAACCAAAUGAGCGCGGAGCAGCUGGUGGCCCUUGGGGUCAUCCCACCAGAGCGCUAGCGGCUUCGAGGUCAAACAUCCCAGGACUGCUCUCUCCGAUACCCCGCAGCCGGAGGUCCCGGGUCCCUGGAACCGCCGGCGCCAAUUGGCGCGAAGCUGCUCCAGAUGGUGGCGGUCACCUGCUCCGUGCAGAAAACAGGUGAUUGCCGGAGGUUGGGAUUGUUUCCAACCCUCAUAGAGAAUCGAAGAUACUUUGAUGCAAAGGCUUAAAAGGGG